AAAAAUAAAAUAGAAGCAACGACUCUCUUUCUCUCUCUUUUCUUUCAUGUUUCUCAAAACUUCAUAUAAAACCUUCCAUUCUCUUCGAUCCAUUUCAACCCUCAAUUUCUCAACACUCCAAUAUCUAUAUCCAUUAUUUCACCCAACAAACUUUUUUGUUAAAUUUUAAAAUAAAUAUUUGAGAGGUUUGUCUCUAGGCUUAAAUUCAUAAGAUGUCACAAACACUAGAGAUAACAAUACUAUCUGCAGAAAAUCUACACGAGAACAGAAAGGCCAUAAAAGGAAACACAUUCGUCACGGUUCAAUGCGACGGAAGCAACGACGAAGCGAGUACCACCAAGCUUGAUUCGGAAGGCGGGAGUUACCCUAGAUGGAAUGAGAAGUUAGUGAUGAAUGUGCCAAUGCAUGCAAGGUUCGUAACCAUAGAUGUGAGAUACAAAACAAGAGGAACUAGUAGUAGUAGUGUUGGAAUGGCUAGAAUACCUAUUUCUGAUUUCAUUGGAGGUUAUGUGCAUGAAAACCAAUUGCAGUUUUUGAGUUAUAGGUUGUGGGAUAAUAGAGUUAGGAGAAAUGGAGUUGUAAAUAUUUCUGUGAAGGUAAAAAUGUCCCAACCAAAUUCUUGUUCUAAUUCGAUGUCAUCUGCCGUGAACGGAGUUCCGGUAACUGGUGUUCCGGUGGCCGGUAAUGGCUCUAACAGAGUUGUAACGGGGAUUCCAGCUGUUUGGUUAAACUACCAAAGUAGCCUUUGAAGAUUACUCUGUCAUCACUGUGUAUUCAAAAAGAAAGUAUACAUUUUCAUUGAUAAUACACGUGGGAAUUACUAUA
This is a messenger RNA of Lathyrus oleraceus (garden pea), 825 nucleotides long. RefSeq names its product BON1-associated protein 2. Bases 213 to 749 code for a protein of 178 amino acids. Gene Ontology annotation, biological process: defense response. NCBI's taxonomy places the organism in Eukaryota, Viridiplantae, Streptophyta, Magnoliopsida, Fabales, Fabaceae. The record is from RefSeq and is a predicted model, not a curated record. The transcript has a single exon.